UGAGUCAUGUGCGCAUAAACAUGAGAAAUAAGAAUAAACAGAGGGUCGAGUUUUGAAAUUUGAGUGCAUACAACAUACAUAAAAAUGUUGUGAUGAGAUGAUUCCAAUGUUGUGUGAGGAAUGAAAUGGAACAUAUGUUUUAUAUGUACAAGUAGAUAUCAUUUCUGAUUUAAUAUGUGCGUGACUUGCUUAGUUAUCCCCAAGGCAUAGAACGAACUUGUAUUAGUCAUCCAACUCGCACUCACAAUCUUAUAAGAGUAGCGAAACAAAAGUUGUUGAAAUAAUUAGAGCAGGAAAAUAAGUUAGAAUUCAUUUCUGUUCAUUUAUUGAUUAUAAAUUCAAGCUAAAGAUCAUACAGUUAACUUUUAUUAAAAUCUUCUUGAGAGUUAGUAAAAGAAUGCAAAAUUAAGGAGUGCACAACACAAAAGAGGAAUGAAAAAAAGAACAAAAUUUUUAAUAUUCUGAGCAGUGUUCCGAGACAAGCUUAACAUGACUAAAAUUUUGAUUUCAUUCAUUCACAAUUGAAAUAUUUCUAAACUUUAAGAUUUAUGUGAAAGCGACUUGCGAAAUACUCGAAGUUUUUAAUACUUUCUGAUCUUUGUAAUUAAAUUCAAUAAAAAUAAAAAGAGUUGAAGGAUAGAAGGAUUCAUGGCGCCACCAAGGAAAAAAGAAAUGUGCUACGUCAUUAUAAGUGCCAGAAGUUUGACAUGGUUUUUGCUGACAAUCUUCGCAACAAUGCUCGCCAUGGUUUCUCUUUUUACUCCUUAUUGGCUCAUUGCACCGAAUCCAUCAGAAAUCGAAGCUGGCAAUCAUACGAUUCUUAGAUUUCCAUCAUUUGGUUUGAGUUCUCGUUGCAAGAAGAUCUCAUCAGGUGAUUUUGAAUGUUCAACAUUUCCACUGACAACUGCCAAUGAGAUUUUCCCGUUGUGCUGGAAAAUUUCCUACAUUUUUAUGGCUGUAGGAUUUUUCAUUCUGGGUGUGACUUCCGUGUUCUCAUUACUGUCUUUCUGUCGUCAAUCACUUUUUGGAAAGUCGCUGCAUUCUGUUACGGGAUCAUUACAAAUUCUUUCCGGUAUUUUUGUAAUGGUGGCGAUAUUUACUUAUCCAAUUGGUUGGGAUGCAGAACGAGUCGCUGUUGUUUGUCAUGACAUUUCACCAUUUUAUCCAGGAGAAUGUUCUUUAGGAUAUUCUUUCUACUCAUCCAUUUUAUUAAUCAUCACAUCAUUCAUUUGCGGAUUUUUAAGUCUCAAAGCAGAGAAAGCGAGCAUGAAUCCAUCGAUUCAAAGAAGAAUUGAAGAAGGAAAUGAAAGGUUGGUGUUUGCACCAUGAGGAACUUCAAUCACAUUAAAUUUUAAGCAUUUAUUCUCGUCGUACUUUAAGCUCUCUAAUCUAGUUUUAUGAAUCUCGUUUGCUUAUUAACAUUCCUGCUUGAUAUCAAUUCUUCACAUUUUUCUUGCAAUCCAAAGAUGUAGCUUUAAGCAUUCAAAUUUUUUCACUGUUUUUACAAUAAAACAUUCAGAUUUUUAAACAAAACUGACUUUUGAUUUGCUGAAAGAUGCGAGAGAUUGACGAGACAAUACAAAUAA
Clunio marinus is the source of this 1586-nucleotide messenger RNA. Lineage: Eukaryota; Metazoa; Arthropoda; Insecta; Diptera; Chironomidae. The record is from the annotation of a GenBank genome assembly.